Messenger RNA from Peromyscus maniculatus bairdii (prairie deer mouse), 3795 nucleotides. It is a transcript of the gene Nckap1l, whose product is annotated as NCK associated protein 1 like. The record is from RefSeq and is a predicted model, not a curated record. Gene Ontology annotation, cellular component: SCAR complex. Gene Ontology annotation, biological process: cortical actin cytoskeleton organization; neuron projection morphogenesis; cell projection assembly. NCBI's taxonomy places the organism in Eukaryota, Metazoa, Chordata, Mammalia, Rodentia, Cricetidae.
CCAAUUGCAGUGGCACCCGGAAACACGGUGCACCAACCAGGCUUCUACAUAGAGGGUGUUGCCACCCAGGCUGAGACUAUUUGGGGCUAUUGGGUCUUGCUAUCUGGAUGAUCCUCUUUCUCGGUGGCCAUCAUGUCUUUGACCUCUGCCUACCAUCAUAAAUUAGCAGAGAAACUCACCAUCCUGAAUGACCGAGGCCAGGGAGUUCUCAUCCGCAUGUACAACAUCAAGAAGACCUGUUCAGAUCCAAAAUCUAAGCCACCUUUCUUACUGGAAAAGUCCAUGGAAUCAAGUCUCAAGUACAUCAACAAGAAAUUUCCCAACAUAGAUGUCCGAAAUAGCACGCAACAUUUAGGACCAGUACAUCGUGAAAAAGCUGAGAUAAUUAGAUUCCUCACCAACUACUACCAGUCAUUUGUGGACGUCAUGGAAUUCCGGGAUCAUGUAUAUGAACUUCUCAACACCAUUGAUGCCUGCCAGUGCCAUUUUGAUAUCAAUCUCAACUUUGACUUCACUCGGAGCUACCUGGACUUGAUCGUGACUUACACCUCAGUCAUCUUACUCUUGUCACGGAUUGAGGACCGCCGGAUACUCAUUGGCAUGUACAACUGUGCCCAUGAGAUGCUGCAUGGGCACAGUGACCCCAGUUUUGCUCGCCUGGGCCAGAUGGUAUUAGAGUAUGACCAUCCUCUGAAGAAGCUGACUGAAGAAUUUGGACCUCACACAAAGGCUGUGAGUGGGGCCCUCCUCUCUCUGCACUUCCUCUUUGUUCGGAGGAACCAGGGUGCUGAGCAGUGGCGCAGUGCCCAGCUUCUAAGCCUCAUCAGCAGCCCCCCAGCCAUGAUUAACCCUGCCAAUUCAGACACAAUGGCCUGUGAGUAUCUGUCUGUGGAAGUGAUGGAGCGAUGGAUCGUAAUUGGGUUUCUUCUUUGUCAUGGGUGCCUCAACUCCAACAGCCAGUGCCAACAGCUGUGGAAGCUAUGUCUGCAGGGCUCCCUGUACAUCACCCUCAUCCGGGAGGAUGUGCUGCAAGUGCACAAGGUCACUGAGGACCUCUUCAGUAGUUUGAAAGGGUACAGUAAGCGAGUGGCAGACGUCAAGGAGAGCAAGGAGCAUGCCAUUGCAAACAGUGGCCAAUUUCACUGUCAGCGUCGGCAGUUUCUUCGGAUAGCUGUGAAGGAGUUGGAGACUGUGUUAAAUGAUGAACCAGGCCUGCUGGGUCCUAAGGCCCUUUUUGCUUUCAUGGCCCUGUCUUUCAUUCGUGAUGAGGUCACUUGGCUGGUUCGUCAUACAGAAAAUGUUACCAAGACUAAGACACCUGAAGACUAUUCUGACUCGAGCAUUGCAGAGCUCCUCUUCCUGCUGGAGGAGAUCAGGGCUCUGGUUCGACGACACAUCCAAGUGAUUCAGCAGUACCAUGUUCAGUACCUGGCCAGGUUUGAUGUCCUUGUGCUCAGUGACAUCAUUCAGAACCUAUCUGUGUGUCCAGAGGAGGAGUCUGUCAUCAUGUCUUCGUUUGUUAGCACCCUGUCCUCUCUGAAUCUCAAGCAAGUUGAUAAUGAAGAGAAAUUUGACUUUUCUGGAUUGAGGCUGGAUUGGUUCCGCCUACAGGCAUAUACCAGUGUGUUGAAGGCACCUUUGCACCUACAUGAGAACCCUGACCUAGCCAAGGUCAUGAACCUCAUCAUCUUUCACUCCCAGAUGCUGGACUCAGUAGAGCAAAUGCUGGUGGAAACCUCUGACCUUUCUAUUUUCUGCUUUCAUCUCCGUACCUUUGAGAAGAUGUUUGCCAUGACCCUGGAGGAACCUUCCAUGCUUCGAUACACCAUCGCAUUCCCCCUGAUUUGUGCUCAUUUUGUCCACUGCACUCAUGAAAUGUGCCCGGAGGAGUACACUCACCUGAAGAACCAUGGUCUUCACCACUGCAAGUCCUUCCUGGAAGAGCUGGCCAAGCAGACCAGCAACUGCGUGUUGGAGAUCUGUGCUGAGCAGCGGAACCUGAGCGAGCAGCUUCUACCUAAGCACUGUGCCACCACCAUCAGCAAAGCCAAGAACAAGAAGUCCAUGAAGCAGAGGCAGGCUCCCAGGAAAGGAGAGCCUGAGAGGGACAAGCCUGGAGCGGAGAGUCACCGGAAGAACCGCAGCCUUGUCACUAACAUGGACAAACUACAUUUAAACUUGACCGAAUUGGCACUGGCAAUGAAUCAUGUGUAUAGUUUCUCUGUGUUUGAACACACCAUCUUCCCAUCUGAGUAUCUCAGCAGCCACCUGGAGGCCAGGCUCAACAGAGCCAUCGUGACUUUGGCUGGCUACAAUGCCACAACGCAGGAAAUCCUUAGGCCUUCUGAGCUGUUGGCAGGAGUCAAAGCAUACAUCAGUUUCAUUCAGUCAUUGGCACAGUUCUUGGGUGCAGAUGCUUCCAGAGUUGUCCGCAGUGCCCUCCUGCAGCAGACACAGCCAUUGGACUCCUGUGGCGAGCAGACUGUCACCACUCUCUACACAAACUGGUACCUAGAAAGCCUACUCAGACAGGCGAGCAGUGGAGUCAUCGUCCUCUCUCCAGCCAUGCAGGCCUUCAUCAGCCUUCCCCGAGAUGGGGAGCAGAACUUCAGUGCUGAGGAGUUCUCGGACAUCUCUGAGAUGCGAGCCUUGGCUGAAAUUCUUGGCCCUUAUGGCAUGAAGUUCCUGAGUGAAAACCUAAUGUGGCAUGUGACUUCUCAGAUUGUGGAGCUGAAGAAGCUGGUGGUGGAAAACAUGGAUAUACUGGUUCAGAUCAGAUCCAACUUCAGCAAGCCAGACUUAAUGGCAUCUCUGCUGCCCCAGCUGAUGGGGGCUGAAAAUGUGCUGAAACGAAUGACCAUCAUUGGGGUGAUUCUCAAUUUUAGGGCCAUGGCCCAAGAGGGACUUCAGGAGGUUUUUUCUUCCCACUGCCCCUUUCUCAUGGGCCCUAUUGAGUGCCUGAAGGAGCUUGUCACUCCAGAUACAGACAUCAAGGUCACCCUGAGUAUCUUUGAGCUGGCAUCUGCUGCAGGGGUGAGCUGUGACAUUGAUCCAGCCCUGGUAGCUGCCAUUGCCAAUCUGAAAGCUGAUAACUCAUCUCCUGAAGAAGAGUACAAGGUGGCAUGCCUACUCUUGAUCUUUCUUGCUGUUUCCCUCCCACUCCUUGCCACUGACCCUUCUUCCUUCUACAGCAUUGAGAAGGAUGGCUACAACAACAACAUCCACUGUUUGACCAAAGCCAUCAUACAGGUGUCUGCUGCCCUCUUCACUCUGUACAACAAGAACAUUGAAACUCACCUCAAGGAGUUUCUGGUGGUGGCUUCUGUCAGCCUCUUGCAGCUGGGCCAGGAGACUGACAAGCUCAAAACCAGAAACCGUGAAUCCAUUUCUCUGCUCAUGCGAUUGGUGGUGGAGGAGUCACCCUUCUUGACCCUGGACAUGCUGGAGUCCUGUUUCCCUUACGUCCUGCUACGCAAUGCCUAUCGGGAGGUUUCUCGGGCCUUCUACCUGAACCGUCUGCCAGCCAGUACCCACUGAAGGGCCUUUUGGAAGUGCCAAGAGCCACACCACAGUGAAAGCUGUAGCCAUUUCUUCAAGAGGGGAGAAGAGUGGGAGGGUACCCAGGGAGAGACAGGGUCAGGCCCUACAGCUGAUGACAGGGAUAUGGAAGAGUGUCUAGGACUGAGGAAGCAUGGAGAAGUGGAAUGGGCUGGGGCCAUGACAGACAGUUUAUGGACAAGGGUGUGGAACCACAUGUAUGAAUUUUUAACAAUAAAAAAAGCCAGUGACCUAUAA